UGUCAGACCUCCUCACACUUUGCGACUCCCUAGCUCUCCACAUCAAGCAAGAAUUCUGCAUUACCUCGCCCUCAACAAUGGCCACGCACAACCCAGCACCCCCAAUUCCCAAGACCAUGAGCGGAGUCAUUCUCACCGGCCACGGAGGGCCCGAAAAGCUCGAGUACAGAACCGAUCUCCCCGUACCUGAGCUCUCGCCCACAGAAGCCCUCAUCCGUGUCGCCGCCGCAGGCAUCAACAACACCGACAUCAACACCCGCAUUGGGUGGUACUCGAAAGGCGUGAAAACCGGCACGUCGUCAGAAGCUACCAGUGCGUCGGGAGACAGAACAGACGACGACUCAUCCUGGUCCGGCAAAGCGCUUCAGUUUCCGAGGAUUCAGGGUGCAGACUGCUGCGGGUACAUCGUCGCCGUCGGCUCCUCCGUAUCUUCUUCCCGCAUCGGAGAGAGAGUGCUCGUACGCAACAUGCUUACCACCUACGUCAACAAGCGGCCGUUCGACUGCUGGACCUUCGGCUCCGAAUGCGACGGCGCAUUCGCACAAUACACCAAAGCGCCCGCUGCCGAAACCUUCGCUGUGAACUGUCCCUGGACCGACGUCGAGCUCGGCAGUGUACCGUGCGCGUACUCCACAGCCGAGAACAUGAUCCACCGCUCGCGCGUCACGUCCGGGGAGACUGUGCUCAUCACAGGCGCGAGCGGCGGUGUAGGCGCAGCUGCAAUUCAACUGUGCAAGCGGCGCGGCGCAAAAGUCAUCGCCGUCGCAGGCGCGGACAAGAAGAGCAAGAUGCAGGAGCUCGGCGCUGAUCGCGUGAUUUCACGAGACUCAAGCAUCGUCGCCGCGCUGGGGAAGAUGAGUGUCGAAGUCGUUCUCGACGUUGUCGCCGGGCCCUCGUUCCCGGAACUCCUCGAAGUGCUCAAGAAAGGCGGACGGUAUGCGACCGCUGGGGCAAUCGCGGGGCCGAUUGUCGAACUCGAUGUGCGAACGCUGUAUCUCAAGGAUCUGAGCUUCUUCGGCUGCACAUUCCAAGACGAUGAAGUGUUCGCGAACCUCGUCUCGUACAUUGAGAAAGGGGAGAUUAAGCCUCAUAUCGGCCAGGUGUUCAAGCUCAAGGAUAUUGGGAAGGCACAAGAAGUAUUUCAAAGCAAAGCGCAGAGCGGGAAGUUGGUUUUGGAGGUUAAGUGAGGGCUGGAUAUGUACAAAGUAUCUGAAACAUGAAUGUGUACAAGCGCGCGCUGGGCUA
This is a messenger RNA of Macroventuria anomochaeta, 1245 nucleotides long. Its product is annotated as NAD(P)-binding protein. NCBI's taxonomy places the organism in Eukaryota, Fungi, Ascomycota, Dothideomycetes, Pleosporales, Didymellaceae. The coding region runs from base 78 to 1187 and encodes 369 amino acids. The record is from RefSeq and is a predicted model, not a curated record. The transcript has a single exon. Gene Ontology annotation, molecular function: oxidoreductase activity; zinc ion binding.